AUGUUAUUCACACCGUUCGUCUCGGCGAAUCUUAGCGACGGUCUUAUCCUCCAUCAUUCUUACGAUGAAGGAGAAGGCACACUCGCUGCAGACGCGAGUGGUAACGGACACGAUGGUGAAAUUUCCAACCCGGAUUGGGUUGAUGGACAGAUUGGGAAGGCUCUCAGGUUUGGCGGCGAUGGCAGCGAUGUGUUCGUCACCGUUGAAAGCACGGAUGUCUUGAACGUGAACGAAUGUACAUUUGCGGCAUGGAUUAACGCCGAUCAUUGGAACGGCACGCGCCAGAUUGUUGGUAAAUCCGUUCAUGGUGGUUGUGCGGGUAGAACGCAAUACGGACUGUUCAGUGAAGGUGGUGUCUUCAAACUCCGCUUUGAGACCGAAAGUGGUAGAGCCGACAUUGACACCGAUCUUCCGCCAACAGGCGAGUGGGUGCACGUUGCCUUUACCAACGAUGGUGAAACCGCAACAAUCUACCUCAACGCUGAAGCAGUUGAGGAGGGCGGAGUGCCAGGAACGCUGGGUGCCAACGACGAUCCGUGGCGGAUCGGGCAGGAUUGUGAACGCCUCAACUAUGUCUUUGCAGGCAUAAUAGAUGAGGUCUCUCUCUGGAACCGUGCUUUGAGUGCUGACGAAAUUGCAGACUUGCUAUAUGAUGAGGUCUACGGCUACUUACCCACCCAUGAGUACCUCAUGGAGCAACUCAAUGUGUUGGGCUGUGAACUCGUCCUCGGAUAUAAUAGCUCACAAGGCAUUCAUUUACCUAAUAUUGGACGGUGGCAAGCGACGCAAAAAAUGCUCGGGGUUGUUCCAAAGUACGAGAAAACCGGCGUUUUUCAUUUCCAGAGUAUAGCGACAUGGCUUCAGACACUUCGACGUUUUCAGGAAGCAGAGGACGCGAAUCCCGUUGAGCAUGAGGUAGAUCCGCAAGUCGCACGCCGAAGAAUUAAUGCUACUUUGGCAUUCGAUAAACCUCAUGAAGACCCGGUCAUGCACAUAGAUCCCGCGCCUUCUGAGGAGUUGAAGGAAAGAUUGAAUCAUCUUUUGCGGCAAGACAGAGUGAGGGUUGGAUUGGUAAUCAACUUUCUGGAGCAACUUGCACCAAACGAUCCUUCGCUGAGUAGUGCCUCUAACGAUGAUUUACAGCGCUUUUUCAACCAGAUACAGAAUUGGGCAUCCGAUUUGGAAAUCCGAAAGCGCAAACACAUCAUUCUGCUUCUCACCCAUAACACAUUUGAUAUCCAUCCCAAUCUCACCGUGAAUCCGGAGAUCCCUCUGAUAGAGGUUCCGUUUCCAGACUAUCCCCAACGACUCCAUUUUAUUGAAUAUCUCCAUGCCAUUUCAGAACCGCCGUCGCAAAUGCGGGCAAGCCUUGGGAACGAGCGCGACAGAGAGUCCCAUGCCCGCGAGACAAUAGGACUCAACCUGUUCGGCAUUCAUGAUGUUGUGAAACAGGCGGAAUCUGCACAGCAGAAAGCGGGUGGUGAACCAUUGGUCAGAUACCGACGUGAGAGCAUUAAGACUUUCAGCCAUGGUAUCCUUGAACUGGGGGAAACUGAAAGAGGCCCUUCUGACGACGGUUGGUAUGUAAUAUGGGCAAUUCGGGAUAUCGCGGAGGGUGUGAAACAUCGGGAUUUGCGACGCGUGCCACGAGGCAUCCUUUUACUCGGGCCGCCAGGGACCAGCAAGGCUUACGCUGCAAAGGUACUCGCUGGUGAGGCGAACAUGACCCUCGUCCAACUCCGCUAUGCCAAUCAGGUAGGCGAGAUAACAGUAAAUAUCAAUGAGAAUGGGAACACUUAUGAACGGAAUCUCAAUGCAGGUCUCAAUUUUAUCCGAGGCAUUUCACCGACGGUUGUCUUUAUGGAUGAGAUUGAGCAGGCAUCGCCGCAUACCGCAAUGCAUCCGGAGGAACAGCAGACGUUUCCUCAAGCCCUCGUGAAUGCUAUGAGUGAUACAUCUUUGCACGGGAGAGUGAUAUGGGUGGGAGCAUCAAGCCGUCCCGACCUGAUGCCGCAGAUUUUUCGACGAUAUGGCAUUUUCGACACCAAAUUAAUCAUGCUACCGCCUGUCGGUGGAGGCAGAGUGGAAAUUCUAAAAAUAUUUUGCCAAGGACAAACAUCAGGUAACAUCAAUUUUCAGGCGCUCGUCGGCGGCUCAGAAACAGAUGGGUUGACGUGGCGGGACCUGUUCUUGAUUGUCCAACGUGCGAGUAACAUCGCGAGACGCGACGGGCGCGAUACCUUCACUGAAGCCGAACUCCGUCAAACACUAAACGACUUCAUUCCAGAUUAUUCACGGGAGAUGCAAAUCUUCAUGGGGUUAUUAGCGUUGCGAGAGGCGAAUUCCCGUAUCAUGAUUCCAGACGGGUUGUUACCAGAGUACCAAGAAUUUGUCGAUGGUAAUCGGAUUGAUAAAACAGGGAUUAACAGGAAGUUGAUGGAACUGGGCACGCAACUCGGCUUGAACGCUUGA
Molecule: messenger RNA, 2472 nt
Organism: Geodia barretti
Lineage: Eukaryota; Metazoa; Porifera; Demospongiae; Tetractinellida; Geodiidae
Source: the annotation of a GenBank genome assembly